AUGGGCUGCGAUCGAAACUGUGGGCUCAUCGCUGGUGCUGUCACUGGUGCACUCAUGGCUGUGUUUGGAGGUAUUCUAAUGCCAGUUGGAGACAUACUUAUUGAGAAGACAGUUAAAAAGGAAACUGUCCUUGAAGAAGGUACAAUUGCUUUUAAAAGUUGGGUUAAAACAGGCACAGAAGUUUACAGACAGUUUUGGAUCUUUGAUGUACAGAAUCCAGAGGAGGUGGCAGUGAACAGCAGCAAAAUUAAAGUUAAGCAAAGAGGUCCUUACACGUACAGAGUUCGUUAUCUAGCCAAGGAAAAUAUAACCCAUGACUCUGAGACCCACACGGUCUCUUUCCUACAGCCCAACGGUGCCAUCUUUGAACCCUCACUAUCAGUUGGAACCGAGAAUGACACUUUCACUGUUCUCAAUCUGGCUGUAGCAGCUGUGCCCCAUCUCUAUCCAAGCGCAUUUGUUCAAAUAAUAGUCAAUAUCUUUAUCAAAAAAUCAAACUCUUCUAUGUUUCAAAAGAGAACUUUGAAAGAACUAUUAUGGGGCUAUAAGGAUCCAUUCUUGAGCUUGAUUCCAUACCCGGUUCCUACUACAGUUGGUGUGUUUUACCCUUACCACAAUACUGCAGAUGGAGUUUAUAAAGUUUUCAAUGGAAAAGAUGACAUAAGCAAAGUUGCCAUAAUUGACACAUAUAAAGGCAAAAAGCAUCUCUCCUAUUGGCCAAGUUAUUGUGACAUGAUUAAUGGUACAGAUGGAGCCUCAUUUCCACCUUUCAUUGAGAAGACCCGGGUAUUGCAAUUCUUUUCCUCUGACAUUUGCAGAUCAUUCUAUGCUGUGUUUGGAGCUGAAAUUAAUCUGAAAGGAAUCCCUGUGUAUAGAUUUAUCCUUCCAUCCUUGGCUUUUGCAUCUCCACUUCAAAAUCCAGACAACCACUGUUUCUGCACAGAAAAAAUUAUCUCCAAAAAUUGUACCUUAUAUGGUGUGCUAGAUAUUGGCAAAUGCAAAGACGGAAAACCUGUGUACAUUUCACUUCCUCAUUUUCUACAUGCAAGUCCUGAAAUUGCAGAACCUGUUGAAGGCUUAAGUCCAAAUGAAGAGGAACAUAGCACGUACUUAGAUGUUGAACCUAUAACUGGAUUCACUUUACAAUUUGCAAAACGCCUGCAGAUCAAUGUACUGGUUAAGCCAGGAAAAAGCAUUGGAGCAUUAAAGGGUCUGAAGCAGAAUUAUAUGGUGCCUGUUCUUUGGCUUAAUGAGACUGGCACAAUCGGUGAUGAGAAGGCAGAAAUGUUCAGAAAUCAAGUGACUGGAAAAAUAGAACUCCUUGGCCUGGUAGAAAUGAUCUUAAUCAGUGUUGGUGCGGUGAUGUUUACUGCUUUUAUGAUUUCAUACUGUGCAUGCAGAUUGAAGAGUGUAGAAUAA
Globicephala melas (long-finned pilot whale) is the source of this 1419-nucleotide messenger RNA. Its product is annotated as platelet glycoprotein 4-like. The record is from RefSeq and is a predicted model, not a curated record. NCBI's taxonomy places the organism in Eukaryota, Metazoa, Chordata, Mammalia, Artiodactyla, Delphinidae. Gene Ontology annotation, cellular component: caveola; cell surface; plasma membrane. Gene Ontology annotation, biological process: lipid storage; low-density lipoprotein particle clearance; lipoprotein transport. Gene Ontology annotation, molecular function: low-density lipoprotein particle receptor activity; low-density lipoprotein particle binding; scavenger receptor activity.